UGGCGCGCUGGCGGCGGAGGGGCGGGGAGCGCCGCCAAAGGGGACUGUUUGCUCCUACGGGCUGUAGAUGGAGCUGUCCGGCCCCGGCGAGGGGGAAGGCGCCUGGAAAACGUUCUUCCUCUCCCUGGCCGGCCCGAGCGGGGAACAGCACUCCCAGGAUGCAGUUUGUGUCAACACGGCCGCAGCCUCAGCAGCUGGGCAUCCAGGGCCUGGGGCUGGACAGCGGGAGCUGGAGCUGGGCCCAGGCUCUGCCCCCGGAGGAGGUCUGCCACCAGGAGCCGGCGCUGCGCGGGGAAAUGGCCGAGGGAAUGCCGCCCAUGCAGGCUCAAGAAUGGGACAUGGACGCCCGGCGACCAAUGCCUUUUCAGUUCCCACCCUUCCCAGAUAGGGCCCCCGUCUUCCCUGACCGCAUGAUGAGAGAGCCCCAGCUGCCCACAGCAGAGAUCUCACUCUGGACCGUGGUGGCCGCCAUUCAGGCCGUGGAGAGGAAGGUGGAUGCCCAGGCCAGCCAGCUGCUGAAUCUGGAGGGACGGACGGGGACAGCCGAGAAGAAGCUGGCCGACUGUGAGAAGACGGCUGUGGAGUUCGGGAACCACAUGGAGAGCAAGUGGGCCGUGCUGGGGACCCUGCUGCAGGAGUACGGGCUGCUGCAGAGGCGGCUGGAGAACAUGGAGAACCUGCUGAGGAACAGGAACUUCUGGGUCCUGCGGCUGCCCCCGGGCAGCAAGGGGGAGGUCCCCAAGGUUCCGGUGACUUUUGUCGACAUUGCUGUUUACUUCUCUGAGGACGAGUGGAAGAACUUGGACGAAUGGCAGAAGGAGCUUUACAACAACCUUGUGAAGGAGAACUAUAAAACCCUGAUGUCCCUGGACUCGGAGGGUCCAGUGCCCAAGCCAGAUGCUCCAACCCAGGCUGAGCCCAGGGAAGAGCCUUGCAUGUGGGAGCAACGAGAUCCAGAAGAGAGAGAAAUCCUAAUGGAUCCAGACACAGGAACAGAACCCCUGGUGUCUGCACAGGACGCAUCCUCUCAGGUGAAGCGGGAGGAGUCCCUGUGUGUCCGGGGCCAGCGGGUCCUGGAGGAGAGGGCCAUCCCCACAGAGGCCAUUUCUGACUCACCAGCCUCUGCCCAGGACCUCCUGUCCCGGAUUAAACAGGAGGAGCACCCGUGCGUGUGGGAUCAGCAGGAUUUGGCAGAGAGAGAUAUUCCAACGGACCCCAAUUCAGAGUCUCUGAUCUCAGCACAUGACAUUUUGUCAUGGAUCAAGCAGGAGGAGCAGCCGUACCCGUGGGGCCCACGCGACUCAAUGGAAGGAGAGCUUGGAUUAGAUUCUGGCCCCAGUGACAGCCUGCUGAUGGUGAAGAACCCCGCCCCCGCCCCGCCGCAGCCGCAGCCCCAGCCCGCUCCGCAGAGCCUGCCCCCGCUCCCGGCGGCCGAGAACCCGGGCGGCGCCCCGAGCCGCGGCGCGGCCGGGCUGCUGGACGACGGCUUCCCGCGCCGGCCCGGGAGCGGGGCGCGGCCGGGCGCAGGCGGGCGGGGAGGGUGGCGGCGCGGGCGGGGCCCGGGCGGCGCGGGCGGCGGCCCGGGCGGGGGCGGUGCGGGCGGCGGCCCGGGCGGCGGCGGGGGCUGCGGCAGCUGCUGCCCGGGCGGCCUGCGGCGGAGCCUCCUCCUGCACGGUGCGCGCAGCAAGCCCUACUCGUGCCCCGAGUGCGGCAAAAGCUUCGGCGUGCGCAAGAGCCUCAUCAUCCACCACCGCAGCCACACCAAGGAGCGGCCGUACGAGUGCGCCGAGUGCGAGAAGAGCUUCAACUGCCACUCGGGCCUCAUCCGCCACCAGAUGACGCACCGCGGCGAGCGGCCCUACAAGUGCUCCGAGUGCGAGAAGACCUACAGCCGCAAGGAGCACCUGCAGAACCACCAGCGGCUGCACACGGGCGAGCGGCCCUUCCAGUGCGCGCUCUGCGGCAAGAGCUUCAUCCGCAAGCAGAACCUGCUCAAGCACCAGCGCAUCCACACGGGCGAGCGGCCCUACACAUGCGGCGAGUGCGGCAAGAGCUUCCGCUACAAGGAGUCUCUCAAGGACCACCUGCGCGUGCACAGCGGCGGCCCGGGCCUCGGCGCACCGCGGCCCCUCCAGGCGCCGCCGGAGCGAGACUAGGGCUGGGCUGGGGGCGGGGAGGGCCCGGCGGCAGGAGCAGGGGGUGGAGGCGGGCCUGGGGGCAGCCUGAGGAUCCACCGUCCUGCCUGUGGUUCUCCCCCUCCCUCUGCCCGCCACCUGCUGGAAAUCGGGAACAGGUAUUGCACUCCAGACAGGGUCCCCCGAGGGUUGGGCAGGGGUCCCCUAGACCUGUCUGGCCUAAAUGGACAGCCCAGCUCAUCUCAUAGGGUGGACCAAGGGGCCGGCUGAGCAGCUGCCCGCGGGGAGGGUGCCAGAGGGACAACGACGGGGUGAGGGGCCUUGGGCACCCCCCUCAGACAGCUCGUGUGCCCAUUUGGCCUUUGGGGUCACAGAUUGUGAUCAGGGGAAGCAACGGGGGAGUCUGGGCACCCUCUGAGAUAAGGAAGUAAGGUCCUAGGGUUAAGGGGCGCUGCAGAAGGAAGCGGAAGGUGACGGUGAGGUGAGGGAUGUGCUAAGGGUUACUAACAUCUCCGAUGACAACACUGCCUCGCGUUUGAAUAGCGCUUUAUACUUUUUUAAACGUGUUUUCUAUCCGUUAUCUAUUUCGCCCUUAGCCUAUCCCUCUGAGGUAGGUGGAGUAGGGUUUUCCUGACUUGGUAACUCAGGAAAGUGAGCUGCAGCUGAGAUGGUUUACCCAAGGUCACACAAAAAGAGUGGCAGGGCUGGGCCAGGCUCUGCACCCCAGCGCAGUGUCCCCACCACACACUCUGCCUACCUCCGUGGUCUGAGAGACCUCUCUGGCCUUGCCUCUUCUGGUCUCUCUCCUCUCUCUGUCCCCUGACCCACCAAAAAUAAUCAGAAGCAACAGGGGGCCAACUCAUGUGCUUACUUGGAAUGGGGAGCAGAUUGGCGACAAAAUGCCCCAAGUUGUGCUUCUGAAAGGCUCUUCUUAUGUGGGCACUCCUGGGCAGAAGGGCCCCCUGCCCCCAGCCUGCCCUCCCCCGCUCCAGUCCCUCAUCUGGUGCAGCAGCAUCUUUGCACUGCACAGUAGUGACCUGGCCCUCCAGAGGCAGCUGGCGCCCUGGGUCAGACCUCACCCUGAUGAUUUAUUCCAGUUUCCCAGGGCGGAGGGGUGAGGGAGAGGCUCGUGCUGCAGGAGCAGCCAUCGAGGAAGUGAGUCUCUCCAGGAGGGCCAGGCAAGUGGGUGCUAGAGUCUGAGAGCCCUCAGUCUCUCUCCUGCCCUGAGCCUCCCAACUGGUGCUAUCUGUUAACUGACCAUGCUCACGGACAUGGACACAGACCCUACCAUGCUCCAGACCCUGCAGGCGCCCCAGGAGGCGCCCAAAGGACUCCCUUUCGUGUUGGUGCAUCUGCUCCAUGGUCCCAAGGGGACACAGGCUCCAUUUCUGCGUCUUGCAUGGCCAGGCACUGGGGUGGAGUGGCAUGCCCCAGGACUCUUGUUUGUGUCAAGAAUGACUUUUCCUGCUCCUCCCAUCGAUUCUGCUUCUCUCCCAGCCAGGGAGCACAGUGGGCAGCCAGCACCUGGCACCACGUUCGUGAGCGCUCUGCUUCUGCCCUUCCCCUCAUCUGCACCGCUCUGCUUUCCUCAGACCCCUUUUGGCCAUGCAAAGGGAAUUCUUGAAAUUAAAUAAAAGGUGUCCAGAUUGCA
Equus caballus (horse) is the source of this 3786-nucleotide messenger RNA. It is a transcript of the gene ZNF282, whose product is annotated as zinc finger protein 282. The record is from RefSeq and is a predicted model, not a curated record. Lineage: Eukaryota; Metazoa; Chordata; Mammalia; Perissodactyla; Equidae. Gene Ontology annotation, biological process: regulation of DNA-templated transcription.